AUGGAUGGGGAUGGGUGUGGUGUGGUGGUGAGGAUGGGUUGGAUGGGGAAGGUGGUUAUAUGGGGAUGGUGGGGUGGGUUUCGUGGGGAGGUGGGUGUGGUGGGUGUGGUGGGUGUGGUGGGGGUGGUGGGGGCGGUGGGGGUGGUGGGGGCGGUGGGUGUGGUGGGUGUGGUGGGUGCGGUGGGUGUGGUGGUCAUCCGGGUCCUUCUCUGGCAGUUGGCGCCGUCUCAAUCUCUCCAGCUCCUUUGGGGCCAGCUUCCCCCGCAACCCCUUCCUGCCACCUCAGCCUCUCAAUCAUCACCGUAUCCACCUCCCCUCUCCCCGACCCCAUUCAGGUCAUCCGGGUCCUUCUCAGGGAGCUGGCGCCGCCUCACUCUCUCCAGCUCCUUUGGGGCCAGCUUCCCCCGAAACCCCUCCUCGCCCUCCCUCAAUGCGGUCCUUGCCCUAGUCACCAUCUCAGCUGUCUUCGGCCUCUCCUCCUCUCCUUCCCUUCACCCUACCCUCCCCUCUUCCAUCCACUCGUGGGCUAACACCCCAAGAACCACCACCUCCUCCUCCUCCUCCUCUUUCCCCUCCUCUUCCUACUCUUCCCCCUCUUCCUCCUCCCCGCACUCCUCACCUGCCGUUGUCUUUUCUGACUUGAACAACAGCAGUGCAGCAGAGCAAUCAUCGCUCCUCAGGCCAAUGUCAAGAAAGCUGCUGCAGGUGUUCCACACCUCUGAGUCGUUUACUGUCAUGCCACCCAUCAAGCCUUCUGAAUCGACUCGAAAGGCUUCGGAUCCCACACCAACCACCACCACGCACCAACCAGAAGGCUUCCCCCCAACUACCUCAGACUCUUUCUCGAAUCCUGACCCUCACGGUCCCAACUCUUUCUCCGAUCCUGACGACUCCCACUCUUUCUCCGAUCCUGACGACUCCCACUCUUUCUCCGAUCCUGACAACUCCCACUCUUCUUCUCAGAACCCCUCUGGAAACUCUUUCCCCGAUCCUUACGAUCCUGAUUACCCAGACGAUCCGGAGAAACAUGAGGAGCUGCUUUUGAGGGCAGUCGGGCAGUUUCUGGGCUGGGCCAUGACCUGCAUUUAUUUUACAGGGCGAUUACCCCCGAUAAUUCUGAACUGCGCUCGCGGGGCGGUCGAGGGGCUUGCGCCGCCCGCUUUUGCGCUGGCAGUGGCUGGGAAUCUGGCGUACCUCGGGAGUAUCCUGGUUCGGUCGCUGGAGUGGAAGCAGGUUCGGCCGAACCUGCCGUGGAUUGCUGACAGCGCGUCAUGCCUGGCCAUGGACCUUUUU
This is a messenger RNA of Closterium sp. Naga37s-1, 1293 nucleotides long. Lineage: Eukaryota; Viridiplantae; Streptophyta; Zygnematophyceae; Desmidiales; Closteriaceae. The record is from the annotation of a GenBank genome assembly.